Molecule: messenger RNA, 2247 nt
Organism: Corticium candelabrum
Lineage: Eukaryota; Metazoa; Porifera; Homoscleromorpha; Homosclerophorida; Plakinidae
Product: F-box/WD repeat-containing protein 8-like
Exons: 13
Coding region: 2-2026 (674 amino acids)
Molecular function (GO): protein binding
Source: RefSeq, a predicted model, not a curated record
UAUGAAACAACAGAGAGACAAGUUGCAGUCUGAGUUGGAGGAAUUUCGACAACAUUGGUUUGCUUCUUUGGCCCACGUCAGACCACCUGUGGAAUGCUCCAGUGAACCUUCUAUUCCGGUGACUGUUGAUUGUAAAACAAGUUCAUACACCGCAUCAUGUUCGUAUCGUAAGCAUUCUUGCGAAGCACGACCUAGAGGUGGAGAUGAGAUGAAAAGCCGAGAAGUUGUUAAGGUUGAUAUUGAAGAGGUUCGUGCAUCCAGUGAAGCUAAUAAAUUAGAGCAAGACAGCAAAUGUAAACAAAGUGGAGGAAGGAAUUCUCAGUUUGAGGGAUCCCACCAUAUGACAACACAUACUAAGAUGAGCUUAAACAACACUCAUAAAAGAAAGAUAUUCUGUCAACGAUCCAUGACAAAACGUCAUCGAAGAGAAAGCAUUGAGGAGAAUCUUGUAGAUCAAUUGAUAUCAGACAUUAAUGAAAUCACCGAUGUGCCCUUUUUUGACGUGAAAUUGCCUAAAGAAGUAGGCAUCCGAGUGUUUAGUUUUCUGGAUUUUAGAGACUUGUGUCGUUGCUCUCAGGUGAGCUGGAGUUGGCACAUUCUUGCUGAUGAUGAGGUUUUAUGGUAUAGGGUUUGCCAAGGACAGCAAUUCAAGAAUGUGCAGAAUUUAAGCAUUGCAAGUAGAGUUGGUUGGAAGGGUGUGGCAAGGCAUCAUCAUGUAAAAGCUCAACUUCUCAAACAGAACUGGAGAGAAAGACGUUGUCACACUCAGGAACUGCAGUAUCCACGAUGCAGAGUGUUGUCUUGUGUGAACGCAAGUUGUACACAGGUCAUAGCUGGAUAUGAUUCUGGUGAUGUUUGUGUUUGGGAUGUAACCGAUGCUAUGGACAACGGCCGUGUAUUGUCUCCCAGUGUUGAAAUGCUGGAAGGAUAUAAUCGUGUUACCUGCACAACAGUCAACAACUCUGCUGCAGCAUGUAGCUAUCUUAAUGGAGAUGUGUGUGUCUGGAACUCAUCCAGUGGCGAGAAGCAGCACACAGUUACGUUACCAGGCUCUGCCAAAUGUAUGAGGAUGUCUUCUGAUGGAUGCUGCUUGGCUGUGGCAACUAAUAACACUUUCCAGUCAUAUCAGUUAUGCCACAUACAUCAGUUCAACUCAGAUACCGACGAGCUGCUGUGGCUCUGCAAAGAUGGAUUUCAAAUUCUUUCACAGAAUUCUGCCAUCUUUUCUGCAAACUCGAUGAUAAAGAAAUUAUCAUUUGUUUCUGCCUGUUUGGAUCAGUAUAGAGUUGUGAUAGCUACGGACAGAGAGGUUUACCUCCACACUGUUGGAUGUAGCCCUGAUAGAAUGCUGAUGUUUGAGGGUGGAGAAGCACGUCAGAUACGUUUGACUUGUUCUGAUACGACAUCUGACUUUCUUGCAUGUGGUGUGAGUGGGUAUGGAUUUGAUGCUCUUUGUGAGGGCUGCAGAGUUCGAGUGCACAGUCUCUGCACAGGACAGUUUUUGUGCAGCCUGUCUGGCCACUGGAGCGAUGUGUUAUGUGUCGACAUAGCAAAUGCACCAAAGAACAUGAUUGUUAGUGGAUCUGCUGACAAAAGUGUUAGAGUGUUUGAUAUGAGGAUUGGUAGCAGUGCUUUCGUACUGAAAGGUCACACGUCUUAUGUGAGUCAUGUUCAGAUGGAUGACUGGAAGGUAGUCAGUGGAACUAAUGAUGGCACGGUAUAUGUAUGGGAUCAAAGGAUGCAAAGACCACUAUGGGAUACUCACAGUAGGCAUCCUGUUCACCUCUGCUGUUUUGAUGAGACAAGACUGAUAACAGCCAACGUCCCUCUUGUUGACUCACGCGUCUACCAUGACACAGAUGACGGGAUAUUUCACAGAAGGUUGACGGGAAGCAUUCAUGUAUUUGAUUUUUCCGUGUCAGAAUUGGAUACUCAAGACUUGCCAUCUGUUUGCUACUCAAAUUAUGAUGAACCAAGUGCCUCAAGUUACCGUGUUGGCCUUGCAGUACCUUAUGACGAGAUCUAAGUUAUUAGCUCAGCUACUAAAAUGUCAAGAUAAGACAGAAAAUAUUGUAAUGUGAGUGAUUAGUAUGUAUAUACUCAGAUCACUUUGACAUGUUGACGUGUGUUUUCCUUUCGGAGGCACUCAAGUUGUUUACAACUCUUAAUACGUAGUAUACACACCGCAAUUGUAUGUAUAUGAUAUUAUAUAAUUUUAAUUUCAAGGUCUACAAAGCGUUUCAGUUG